This is a messenger RNA of Scaptodrosophila lebanonensis, 1345 nucleotides long. Its product is annotated as carbohydrate sulfotransferase 5. The transcript has 4 exons. Gene Ontology annotation, molecular function: N-acetylglucosamine 6-O-sulfotransferase activity. The coding region runs from base 121 to 1242 and encodes 373 amino acids. Gene Ontology annotation, biological process: sulfur compound metabolic process; N-acetylglucosamine metabolic process. NCBI's taxonomy places the organism in Eukaryota, Metazoa, Arthropoda, Insecta, Diptera, Drosophilidae. The record is from RefSeq and is a predicted model, not a curated record.
CCGAAAUUUUAUAAAAUCUUAAAUGUAUAAUUAACUAAAUUUUAAUGUUAGAACUCUUCUUUGGAUUAACCCGUUUCAAACAAUUGUUAGCUCCACUUUAAAAUCUAAAAAAUUUCAGCCAUGGUUCAGUUGCAGCGCAGUACAAAAUUCACUGGAAUCUGUUUCCUUAUUUAUAUAACCUAUGGAAUAUUCGUAUUCUUUAUCCUGCCCAUGCUCAUGCCUGAUCCUGUGACCAUGCAGCGUAACCAGUUAAAUUUGCAGAUGCAGAAGUUUGGGAAUCUAUCGAAUUAUACGCUGGCGACUGAAGGCACACCUGUGCGGUCCCUUUUCGUUACCUUUAAGGGUUCGGGGGCUAUUGAGUUUUUGGAUAAUUUAUCGAGUCAACCGGGAUGUUAUCACCAUUUUGCACCGCUGAUAGGAAAUAAGCGCAGGAUCGACAAGGAGGAAGUAGCCUUAAAGGCUUUGAACGAGCUAGUGGCACUCUUUAACUGUGAUUAUAGUCAGUCCGGCAGAAUGCUGGAUGUUGGUAGUCGGGCGCGUAUUUUCCGAUAUUUUUAUGGUCAUCAGCGUAGCAUUUGUAUGACCUAUUCGAGAGAUAUCUGCUGGAAUCGAGAUACGCUAACGGGGGUCUGCAAAGUCUACCCGUUUAUUAAUAUGUCGGUUUAUAACUUGGGACUUAAGUAUCUGGCAAUGCUUCUAAAACGCGAGGAUCUGAACAUACGUAUAGUAUUUCUUGUACGUGAUCCUCGUGGAACUAUGUACUCACGCUAUAAUCAGGUCUGGUGUACAGGCGAUCCUAACUGCGAGGAUCCGCGCUUUUUGUGCAAGGAUAUGGUUGACGAAUAUAAGAUUGCAGAGGAGCUGCGUCAAAAAUAUCCUACACGGUUUAGAAUCAUACGCUUUGAGGAGCUUACAACGCGCCCGUUGCAGAAUUCAAUGGAUCUUUUCAAGUUCUAUGGAUUGCCUAUUCACAUAGACGCUGAAGAAUUGGAAAAGGAGAAGAAACAAACAGGAAGUCUACGUGCCAUGGUAGCUACUGAGGACGCUUCCUUAAAUAAUAAUGUGAAUUUACCUUUUCAAUGGCUCGACGAUCUUAACCCAGAUCAGAUUAAGUUAGUGCAGAAUGCUUGCAGCGAGGCUAUGCGGCUUUGGGGUUAUCGCCAGUUUGAAAGCUGGCGAAAUUCUACGCAAGCGGCGGCCUCAUUUAAUCCAGUAGUACAGCCUGCACCUCUUUCUGUCUAGGAAUAAUUUAUAGUGUGAUGCUAUCAAUUUUUAGUAAAUUCUUCUUCUGGUUUUGUCAUUUAGCGCUUGUAGUAAAAAGGAACAAUUAUAAGACUUAAAAAUA